AUGUCUUCGAGCCUGGCAGGCAGAGCAUACAUUGUCACGGGAGGAGCUGCCGGUAUCGGUCUAGCGGCCGUCCGGAAUCUCCUGAACCUUUCAGCAACUGUUCAUGUAGUUGAUAGAGUCACGAACCCGCCAGAUAUUUUUGCGGGCCGCGGACAGCUACACUUUUAUCCAGCAGUUGAUGUGAGUUCUCGAAGCGCAGUGGGAGACCUGUUUCAAGCCAUAUCCGGCCGCACCCCAUCUAUCCACGGCCUCGUCAAUGCGGCGGGCGUUUCUCCGUCGGGCAAUUACGAAAUCGACGGCCAUGGUUACGCAAUCGAGAAGGACGCGACCUAUGAUCACAUCAUGGAUGUCAACUCACGCGGGACCUGGAAUGUUACCAAUGAACUGCUUCGUUAUACUCUUUCUCGGCAACGCGGAGAUGGAGACAACAUCAGCAUCGUCAAUAUCGGGUCCUUGGCGGCUUUGGCAGGGUUUCCUACCAUGACGGCAUACACUGUCAGCAAGCAUGCUGUGCUCGGCAUGACUAGGACAUGGGCGUUGGAAUACGCUCGCCACGGUAUCAGGGCAAACAUGAUUGCCCCAGGGCUUAUAAAGACGCAGCUCGACAUGCUUGCUCGGGAUACCGACGACGAGCGGGGAGUUGUGGCAAAGGCUUGGGAGGAGUCGAAUCCGAUGGGCAGGGCAGGGGAGCCCGAGGACGUGGCUGGCCCCAUCAUGUUUUUCCUCGGAGACGAAUCGUCGUAUAUUACAGGGGAGGUUCUUGCCGUGAGUGGAGGCGCGAAGUAA
This is a messenger RNA of Fusarium vanettenii 77-13-4, 786 nucleotides long. RefSeq lists its product as uncharacterized. The transcript has a single exon. Lineage: Eukaryota; Fungi; Ascomycota; Sordariomycetes; Hypocreales; Nectriaceae. Gene Ontology annotation, molecular function: oxidoreductase activity, acting on the CH-OH group of donors, NAD or NADP as acceptor. The record is from RefSeq and is a predicted model, not a curated record. Bases 1 to 786 code for a protein of 261 amino acids.